AUGGGCCCCUGUACCGCCUCCUCAUGCUGCUGCCAGGCCCGUAAUCUGCCAUGGGCCCCCGUACCGACUCCUCAUGCUGCUGCUAGACCCGUAAUCUGUCAUGGGCCCCUGUACCGCCUCCUCAUGCUGCUGCCAGGUCCAGAGUGUGUCAUGGGUCCCUGUACGGCCUCCCAUUGCUGCUGUCUCCAUCGCCACACUCUGCCAUGUGCCACUUUCAGGUCUCCUCACACUGCUGGUGGGUUCCAUUUUUUCAUAGGGUGCUGUAUGGCCUCCCAUUGCUGCUGCUGCCUCCACCGCCACACUGUGGCUCCACACUCUGGUUUUGGCCCCGUGACUGCCCAAAUGAGUGAAGUGUGCGGUGAUUCUAAGAUCGACGGCACUCAUCUGCAUGUCAUACUGACUGACAGUAUUAUUUCUCUUCCCCAGCAGACUCCAAGGGCAUUUAAAUUAAAGGUACAGUGUUCUGCACUAAUAUAA
Staurois parvus is the source of this 477-nucleotide messenger RNA. The record is from the annotation of a GenBank genome assembly. Lineage: Eukaryota; Metazoa; Chordata; Amphibia; Anura; Ranidae.